Branchiostoma floridae (Florida lancelet) is the source of this 1787-nucleotide messenger RNA. RefSeq names its product leucine-rich repeat-containing protein 4-like. Gene Ontology annotation, molecular function: protein binding. Bases 23 to 1180 code for a protein of 385 amino acids. The transcript is spliced from 2 exons. NCBI's taxonomy places the organism in Eukaryota, Metazoa, Chordata, Leptocardii, Amphioxiformes, Branchiostomatidae. The record is from RefSeq and is a predicted model, not a curated record.
GACGAAGCUGUCAUUUGAGGGCAUGCCUUUGUUGACAGAUAUAUCAGUAAAAAACAACCGUCUGCAGUCCAUACCCGAAAGACUGGACGUAAUAACACAUUCCCGGAUUCUCGAUAUUUCAAACAAUCCUAUCAAGAGUCUACCCGGGGGACAAUUUACAUCUCUAAACUCCCUUCUGAAACUGGACAUUUCGAACAUUUCUGCAAUCCAAGAUGGCGGACUUGCACCUGAUGCCUUGACCGGACUCCACAGUUUGGUUGAACUUAGGGUUGAAAAUAACCAGCUGAACAAAGUACCCUCUCAGGCACUUUCCGCGGUAAAGCAGACUCAAAUUCUGAGUCUUAGCCAUAAUAAGAUAGAGACUCUUGACGAAAGCGACUUUGUUUCCGUCUCAAACGUAUCUAAUCUACAGCUUGCUAGUAACAUGUUAGCAAAGGUAUCCGAGAAAGCUCUUCGUCCCUUCACAAACUUGACCCAACUUGACCUCUCAGGAAAUCCUCUGGUACACAUCCCUGAUUGGUCGUUUGGAAACUCGACAACGCUUUCCAGCUUGCGCUUGAGCAAUGCCAAAUUGUCAGUCAUUGACCCCGCAGCGUUCCAUGGUCUAAAAGGUGUGCAUUCUAUCGACGUUACCAACAACAAUCUAACAUGGCUGCCAGGUGACCUCUUAAAAUAUGACCGCGCUUUUCCGAUUUACCUGUAUGCGGACCAGGGGAAUCCUUGGUACUGUGACUGUCAGAUGAAGCCAUUUUCACAGGCCGUUAACGUUCCAGGUCAGUCAGUUAUUACGAAUAUCCACUGUUCUGGUCCUGAAAAGUUUAAAGGUCGAAAUUUGGGAGACAUUCCUCUGGCAAACCUCACCUGUGACUGUGAGCAUCAGGAGGCGCCCUCUGUCGACACAUCAGGGAGUGACAAUAGCACUGCUGUCGGUCAACCCGCAAAACUUACGUGUAAAGUGAGCGGCUGCCCGACGGCCCACGUCUUUUGGACCACCCCAAGGGGCUUUGUGAUCUCUCCUCACCUCACUGAGUAUCCCGGAUAUGACGUACAGGACGACGGAACUCUCGUUAUCACGGCUACCGUUGCUGAGGAUGCCGGGAACUACAUUUGCAUGGCGGCCAACUACCUUGGGAAGGCUGAACAGAGUCACAAGCUUAAGCUAGAUAUUAUUGAGACGUAGUCAAUAGCGGAAAUGACAAAAUCUUUUGAGUUGAACUAUUUCGUCCAUGGGAUAAUUUUCUUUAAAGCUGUCUAGAUAACUCCAUGUGCUAGAUAAAGCAGGGUACGUUGGACUCUGACCCAUCGGUCAAAUAACACAGCUUUCGAGGUAAACAAUGGUUAAUAACGCACCAUGUGACUUGUAUGUUUUCCGUAGACCAAAGUCUUUUGCAAUAGCAGUGCACGUUUCUCCUACAUGGGAGCCAAUGAAUAGUAAGGUACGUCACUUAACCGACUGCAUUUAGACUGUUAGUUGCCAAAACGUUGCAUAAAACUGUGUUAGUUGCCUAUGUUAGUGUAUAAGAGAUAUCUGAGUGUAAUAAGACAAUAUUUAGGUUAACAGAAACGUAUAAUGACAUUUCAUGUAUACUUCGUCCUAUUGGGGACACAUUUCGAAGCAUUCAAAAGACUAAGUUUGAUGAUUUGACAUUACUAUUGUACUAUGUCAAGUUGUGGGAUGUAAAUCAUAUAAAAUUGCUCCCCUCUUAGCUUUACAUGGCAUAUGUCUGAACAAAAACAAAUAAGUGCAUUAUUGUGGUGAAAUCAUUGGUCAAAUAAACCUUUAGACU